AUGUAUCCAUAUCUGCAAGGCGGGCCGCGCAUGAUGGGCUCCUUUCCAGGGAUGCCACAAUCACAACAAGGUGGUGCCGGUGGCUUUCCCUUUGGUGGAUCAGGGUCGAGUAACACGACGGGAGCAGCGAGUCUAGCAUCACAACUGGCCGGUCUCUCAGGGCAAUCAGGCGCUCAAUCGCAAGGGCAGGGGCAAGGGGGUGAGCUCAAUCUCAGCGACUUUCCCGCACUGGGAGGAGGGCAGGGGCAGCAGGGCGGUGCGCCUGGUCUCGGCGGCCUCAACAACCCAUUGUCGAGCUAUGCGACGCAAGCAGGGACAGGAGGUGUGACAGCGGGCCUUCGCGGUGGCGCUCCAUUGCGGAACUUCAACCAGGACGACUUUCCGGCAUUGAACAACCAGGCCGGCGCGGCAGAAGGACGCACAGGUGAAGAUGGAUUCCCUCAUGGCGUAGCGGAACAGGUCUCAGCAGCAGCGGCACUUCAGCAUCAACAUCAGCAGCGCGAGCAGCACCGACAGAGCCUGCUGGGCUCGGUAGUAGGAGGGGCGCGAACGGAUGCAUCCUUGUCAGCAGCGAGAGGCGGGUUUGGCGAGCUAGAUCGCAACUAUGCAACCAAGCCAGGAGCGGGGCCACCCGGUCCAGGGUUGGGUGUCCAGCAGCAGACGUGGGCGCCACCCGGUUCGCUGUUCAGUAACAAUGGAGGAGCAGGACCGAAUCAACUCAACGGCCUUCAACGCUCGUCUUCGCCAUCCUCAGCACGAUCACCGCUCUCGAGUGUUCGCAAUGCAGCCGGCAACCUGGGCGCAUCUUCACCGUUGACCGACAACGCCUCGGUGCGAAACGACUCGAUCCAGGGCGGCGCAGGCGCAACGCAUCAGACGGGAGCGAUGGCACAAACACCAGCACAGCAGAUCCUCACCUCUCCCGCGGAUCGAUUCGGUCUCCUCGGUCUACUGUCGCUGAUCAAAUCCUCUGAUCCCGAUCUCUCGAUGCUCUCGAUGGGUGUCGAUCUGCAAACGUUCGGCCUCAACCUCAACCAGUCCGACCCCUUGCAUCCGUCGUUCAUCACGCCGUGGUCGGAGAACAACAUGCUGGCCUCGUCCCGCGUCGAACCCGAAUUCACGCUGCCGUCGUGCUACAACGUCCAACCGCCGCCGCCGGCGCAGAGCAAGAUCGCGUCUUUCUCGGACGAAACGCUCUUCUUCAUCUUCUACAGCACGCCGCGCGAUGUGCUGCAGGAGGUGGCGGCACAGGAGCUGUACGCGCGCAACUGGCGAUAUCACAAGGAGCUGCAUGUGUGGUUGACCAAGGAACAGGGCACCGAGCCGACGCAGAAGACUCCGACAUAUGAAAGGGGCACGUAUGUGUUCUUCGACCCAAGCGUUUGGGAGAAGGUCUCCAAGAGCUUUCAUUUGAUGUACGAGAUGUUGGAGGAGAAGGUGCCGGUGCGACGGGAGGGUAGUCCGGGUGCUGUGCCCCAGCAGGCGUAG
Messenger RNA from Kalmanozyma brasiliensis GHG001, 1488 nucleotides. Its product is annotated as NOT2/NOT3/NOT5. Gene Ontology annotation, biological process: regulation of DNA-templated transcription; nuclear-transcribed mRNA poly(A) tail shortening. The transcript is spliced from 2 exons. Bases 1 to 1488 code for a protein of 495 amino acids. Gene Ontology annotation, cellular component: P-body; CCR4-NOT core complex. NCBI's taxonomy places the organism in Eukaryota, Fungi, Basidiomycota, Ustilaginomycetes, Ustilaginales. The record is from RefSeq and is a predicted model, not a curated record.